GAUAAAAAAAAAAGAAUCAAGCAUAGCAAAUUGAAAAACAAUACUACAGUAAGAACAGACUUGUGUGCAGGCAAUGGGUUAGCCGGUGGGGUUUACGGACUAUCAACUGGUGAAAGUGAGCGGAGUUGGAUGGAUGCGGAAGGGUUUUUUCUGAGUCCUUCAUAAACAAACACUAUUUAAAAAAACACGAAACGCCGUGUACUGCUUUAAAGGGACUACAAUGCCUUUGUUUUCGGCGAAUCCGUUUGACCAGGAUGUGGAGAAGGCAACGAAUGAAAACAACACAGUAGAGGACUGGGGCCUUAUUAUGGACAUCUGUGAUCGUGUUGGAACUACACCUAACGGAGCUAAAGAAUGUUUGAAAUCCAUCAUGAAGAGAGUAAACCACAAAGUUCCACAUGUUGCAAUGCAGGCUUUGAGUUUGCUGAGCGCCUGUGUUUCAAACUCUGGGAAGAUUUUUCACUUAGAAAUAUGUUCUCGAGACUUUUCCAGUGAGGUCCGGAGCAUAUUAAAUAAGGCUCAUCCAAAGGUUUGUGAGAAGCUGAAGGCGUUACUGGUGGAGUGUGCGGACGAGUUUCAGAAGGACCCCCAGCUCAGCCUCAUUGGUGCAACAAUCAAGUCUCUGAAGGAGGAGGGGGUGACUUUUCCUAGCUCUGGCUCACAGAGUACAGCUUCUACAAAGACCAAUACUCCUUCACCGAGCAACAUUGCAGAUGAUGAUUUAGCAAAAGCUAUUGAGCUGUCCUUGCAGGAGCAACAGCGUCAGCCAGAGACUCGACCGCUUGCUAUGCCAGCAGACCCACCCUUCAAUAACAAUAAAGACUCUCGAAAAGUCCGUGCCCUCUAUGACUUUGAGGCAGUGGAAGACAAUGAACUCACGUUUAAAGCAGGAGAACUUCUCAUUGUUCAAGAUGACAGUGACCCAAACUGGUGGAAAGGAGAGAACCACAGAGGAGUUGGACUGUUUCCUUCUAACUUUGUAACAACUAACCUGAACGCAGAGCCUGAACCAGUGGUAUUUGUAGAGAAAACCAGUUUGCCAGAAGAAACAAAACAAGAAACUAAAGAAGAACCUGAACCAGUUUUCAUAGAUGAGGAAAAGAUGGACCGAACCCAGCACUUGCUCCAGAACACUGACCCUGCAGAUACAAAGCCGGACUCUGCAGAAUUGAUACAUUUGGAAGAUGUUUGUCAACAGAUGGGUCCAAUGAUUGAUGAAAAAUUAGAAGAGAUUGACAGAAAACAUUCAGAGUUAUCAGAAUUGAAUGUGAAAGUUCUGGAGGCCCUGGAACUUUACAACAAGCUAAUGCAUGAGACUCCAAUGUAUUCCGUCUAUUCUAAGAUGCAGCCUCAGGCACAUUACCCACAGACGUCAGCUGGUGUCCCAAUGCAGGCAUACCCUGGUGCGACUCAAAGUGCAACAUACAUGGCUUCAGGCAUUCCCCAAGUGACUCCUGGCCAGGGCUACAGUUUAGGACCUGACCAGAUUGGCCCUCUGAGGUCACUUCCUCCAACUGUUAAUUCAACAAGCCAGCCUGGCCAGACGUCAUACAUGAGCGCUGGUAUCAAUGCAGCUUAUAUGAACCAGGCCCCGGGUGGCCCCGCCCCUUAUCCACAGCAAGUAGGCGUGGCUAUGGACAUGUCAUCCUAUCAGAACAGUAAUCCCAACAUGACUCAAGCAUCCAGUUAUCCAAUGGCAACUCAAGCUCAUCCCGCCCCACAGCAGCAAGCUAACUAUUACCAGCAACCUCUCCUUUAGACAACAAAAAAAAACUUUAGUGCAUUUCAUUGAAAGCAGUUAAAACAACAACAAAAAAAGUUUGAUCGCAUGGUUUUAAUCAUGGCAUUGAAAUAUUCCUGUUAUAGUUGGCAGAUCCUAAGACAUGACGUCAGUUUUGACAGUUAGAGAAUGGAGUUGGCUGUCUGAAGUCGGGAAUGAAAACCAGGUGCAGAAGUCCCAUGCACAAUUAUGAAUUUUUGUUUAGUUUUUAAAUUAUUAUUUUAAAAACGUUUAUUAAUUUGAAACCAAUAUCUCCCUAGGUUUCUCUUGCCAUUCUUAAAGCCUUUCUUUUUUACGGUAAAAGGCAUCUUAAACUAAAUAAUUGCUGUCAAUCUAAAGGCCCCCCCACCUGUUAAUAAGGAUCAACCGCUACAGAGUGGCAUUAGUGACUUGUUGCUUUUUUUUGAGGCGCCACAUGUGUGCUAUUAUUAUUAUUAUUAUUAUUAUUAUUAUUAUUAUUAUUAUUAUUAUUAUUAUCAUUAUUUCUAUAUUAAGCAGACGCCUUUAUCCAAGGUUACUUACAGAGACUAGGGUGUGUGAACUAUGCAUCAGCUGCAGAGUCACUUACAACUAUGUCUCACCCGAAUGACAGAUCACAAGGAGGUUAAGUGACUUGCUCAGGGUCACACAAUGAGUCAGUGGCUGAGGUGGGAUUUGAACCGGGGACCUCCUGGUUACAAGCCCUUUUCUUGAACCACUGGACAACACAGUACCGUAAUUGCAUACAGCUUUUCAUUAACAAGUUAGCCAGUUGUGUCCUAAAGAUUUCUCUUGAUUUUAUUAUACUGUGCUUUCACAAUUUAAACAUACCCAGUGCCAUCGGGAUUGAAACGUAUGGUUAAAUUAACAGAACAGGUGCUGACCCUCCUUGAUAACAAAUUGAAUCAAACUCUGCAAAAUUAAGAUCUUAUAAUAUCUGGCUGUCAGAAUGGCACAUAACUUUGAGAUAUUACAAGUGUUUUCUUUUUCUGUUUUUUUUUUUUUUUCUUUUUUUGCCAAGAUUCACUUAAUCUACAUCCGACGUUUAGAAAUAUAGGUUUGGGUGUUUUGUUAUUUUGUUGUUUUUUUAAAUCCAGAAUGUAAAGCCUUUAAAAUCCUUAUAGUGUAAAAACAUCCGUGCUCUCUGCUGAUCAUUCUACUGGAUUCCACCCUGUUGUGCGUGGUUUACUUUCUACUGUAGAGAAGUGGGAUAUUGCACAAUUCAUUUACACAUUCAGCUGUUUAAUUGUCUGUAUGUCUUGCAAUCAAUCUUUCUACUGUCCUAAUUCUGUGCAUUCCAAACACAUACUUUCACAUAUAGACAUCGGUAACUAGCAGUGGCAGGACAUCUUUUUAUAAGCUGUUGCUGUCAUGGCCUAGAUAAUACAGCAUUGAACAGGCUUGUUUGGUUCUACAGUACACAUUUUGAUAUGCAAAGACUAGUUUACGCUGCACAGUGAGAUGGAAACUCUAGUUCUAAUGUUAAUUUAAUAUUUGUAAAUGACAACUCAUGACAUAACUUAUUUCUUUGUGUUCUUUUGAAAAAGAUAAAUACAUGCAUAUGUACCUGCUUUACUAUCUGUAUGCAAAUGAAAACUGGAUUGAAUUUUAAUUAGGAUCUCUUUCUCUGGAAUGUCAGCCCUCUUAUUCAAAUGUAAUUUCAAGCAACACAAGCAAAUUGCAACUAUAUAUAUAUAUAUAUAUAUAUAUAUAUAUAUAUAUAUAUAUAUAUACACACACACAGUGCCUUGCAAAAGUAUUCAGACCCCUGACCAAUUCUCUUAUUGCUGAAUUACAAAUGGUACAUUGACAUUUUGUUCUGUGAUAUUUUAUUUUAAAACACAAACUCAAUAUCAAUUAUUGUAAGGUGACAUUGGUUUUAUGUUGGGAAAUAGUUUUAAGAAAAAUAAAAAACGGAAAUAUCUUGUUUGCAUAAGUAUUCAACCCCCACACAUUAAUAUUUGGUAGAGCCACCUUUCGCUGCAAUAACAGCUUUAAGUCUUUUGGGGUAAGUAUGUACCAGCUUUGCACACAGUGUCGGAGAGAUUUUGGCCCAUUCUUCUUGGUAGAUUUGCUCCAGGUUGUUCAGGUUGGUUGGACGAUGCUUGUGGACCGCAAUUUUGAAAUAGUGCCACAGAUUCUCAAUGGGAUUGAGAUCAGGACUUUGACUGGGCCACUGUAGGACAUUCACCUUUUUGUUCUUGAGCCACUCCGAUGUUGCUUUGGCCUUGUGCUUGGGAUCAUUGUCCUGCUGAAAGGUGAAUUUCCUCCCAAGCUUCAGUUUUUUAGCGGACUGAAGCAGGUUCUCUUGCAGUAUUUCCCUGUAUUUUGCUCCAUCCAUUCUUCCUUCAAUUUUAACAAGAUGCCCAGUCCCUGCUGAUGAGAAGCAUCCCCACAGCAUGAUACUGCCACCACCAUACUUCACUGUAGGGAUGGUGUGUCUUGAGGCAUGGGCAGUGUUAGGUUUGCGCCACACAUAGCGCUUUGAGUUUUGGCCAAAAAGCUCUAUCUUGGUGUCAUCUGACCACAAAACCUUUUCCCACAUCGCAGCUGGGUCACUCUCAUGCUUUCUGGCAAACUCCAGACGUGCUUUCAGAUGGUACUUUUUGAGUAACGGCUUCUUUCUUGCCACCCUCCCAUACAGGCCAGUGUUAUGCAGAGCUCUUGAUAUGGUUGACUGGUGCACCAUUACUCCACUCCCAGCCACUGAACUCUGUAGCUCCUUCAAAGUGAGUGUUGGCCUCUCUGUGGCUUCUCUCACAAGUCUCCGUCUUGUCUGAGCGCUGAGUUUUGAGGGACGGCCUUUUCUUGGCAGUGCCUGGGUGAUGUGAUGCAGCUUCCACUUCCUGAUUAUUGAUCCAACUGUGCUCACUGGGAUAUCCAAACACUUGGAUAUUAUUUUGUACCCUUUCCCUAAUCUAUGUAUUUGUAUUACUUUAUCUCUAACUUCUGUAGAAUGCUCUUUGGUCUUCAUUUUCCUUCAGAUUCACAGCCUGACCAAUGAUCCUUCCACAGUGGGGUUUUUUAUCCAGAAAAUGUGACAGCAACUUUAAUGGUUCACAGGUGGAGGCCAAUGGUAAGGUAAUUGUGUCCUCGUUAGGGCAAUUUCUUUCAUCGGUGUAAACUGGGAGCUUCCACAGCACGGGUUGAAUACUUAUGCAAGCAAGAUAUUUCAGUUUUUUAUUUUUCUUAAAAAUAUUUCCCAACAUAAAACCAAUGUCACCUUACAAUAAUUGAUUUUGAGUUUCAGUGUUUUAAAAGAAAAUAUCAAACGGAACGAAAUUUCAAUGUACCAUUUGUAAUUCAGUGGACUCUUGACCGGAGGGUCGUGGGUUCAAUCCCCGGUGGAGGACACUGCUGCUGUACCCUUGAGCAAGGUACUUUACCCAGAUUGCUCCAGUAAAAACCCAGCUGUAUAAAUGGGUAAUUGUAUGUAAAAAAUAAUGUAAUUGAAUGUAAAAAAUAAUGUGAUAUCUUGUAACAAUUGUAAGACGCCCUGGAUAAGGGCGUCUGUUAAGAAAUUAAUAAUAAUAAGAAGAAAUGAAUAAUAAUAAAGAAUUGGUCAGGGGUCUGAAUACUUUUGCAAGGCACUAUAUAUAUAUAUAUAUAUAUAUAUAUAUAUAUAUAUAUAUAUAUAUAUAUAUAUAUAUAUAUAUAUAUAUAUAUAUAUAUAUAAAUAAAUAAUAUGCAAACAUGUUUCAAACACUGAUGGACAUUGGGGAGCCUGAAGUACAGUUGCUGUUAAAUUGUAGUGUGCUUUAUGUUCAUUUCAUCUGUCAUAUUUUAAUUAUAUAAAUUUGGAGAAACAUUUAUUUUCCUGACACAUGCAGUCCUGUACAUUAGAUUUAAGGUAUUCUACAUUAUUGUUAUUGCACCUUACCUUUUAUAUAGCUCUAUACAAAAAUAAUAAUCUCAGCCACAGGCUGCCUUCCUUUCUGUAAAGAAACAGAAGAGGAGUUCAUUUGAAAAGCUGCUGUAAACGAUAAGCAAUAUCAUAUGCAAGGUUUCUUUUGGAAGUUUUUAUUCAGUGCUUGCACAUACUCUUGUGAACCAUUUUUUAUAACAUUGAAAUUCUUAAUCUCUUGUUAUAUUUGCAUUGUACAAUGUUUCAUUUGUAAUUACUGGUAUAUACUAAGAAGCCUUUAAAAUAAACGUCAUCCUGUUUUAGGAGGUUGUUGAAAAGGC
Molecule: messenger RNA, 5944 nt
Organism: Acipenser ruthenus (sterlet)
Lineage: Eukaryota; Metazoa; Chordata; Actinopteri; Acipenseriformes; Acipenseridae
Product: signal transducing adapter molecule 2-like
Exons: 14
Coding region: 221-1759 (512 amino acids)
Biological process (GO): signal transduction
Cellular component (GO): endocytic vesicle
Molecular function (GO): phosphatidylinositol binding; ubiquitin binding
Source: RefSeq, a predicted model, not a curated record